GCACUGCGGAGGGGAGGGCCGUACGGGGCAGCCGCAAGAUGGCGGCGAGCGGAGUGGGGCAGCGGACCAAGGAGGCGCAGGCUCUGGAGCGGAAAGCAGACUGGCGGCGCUGUAAGCAGGAGAGAAAAGCAGAGAAGAAGAAAUGGAGGGAACUAAAGCUGCUGAAGAAGCUGGACAAGCAGCGGGCGCGGGAGCUGGCGGAGAAGCAGGCGGAGAAGCAGGCGGAGAAGCAGGCGGAGAAGCAGGCGGACAAAGGCCGCCCUCCCACGCUCAGCGUGGCCCUGCCGGGCUCCAUCCUCAACAACGCCCAGUCCCUGGAGCUCCGCACCUAUCUGGCCGGGCAGAUCGCCCGCGCCUGUGCCAUUUUCUGCGUGGAUGAGGUCGUGGUGUUCGACGAGGAUGGAGAGGGAGUGAAGACCGUGGAAGGGGACUUUAAAGGCAUCGGGAGAAGAGGCAAAGCCUCCGUGCAGCUGGCACGGAUCCUGCAGUACCUGGAGUGCCCUCAGUACUUGAGGAAGUCCUUUUUUCCCAAGCAUGAGGAUCUGCAGUUUGCAGGGCUCCUCAACCCCCUGGACACGCCCCACCACAUGCGGCUGGAGGAGGAGUGCCCGUACCGGGAGGGAGUGGUGCUGGACAGGCCAAGCAAGCCAGGCAAAGGCUCUUUUGUGAACUGUGGGAUGAGGAAGGACGUGGAGAUUGACAAGAAGCUGACCCCUGGCCUUCGAGUCACAGUGCAGCUGGAGAAGCCUGAGCAGCCAGAAGGCAAAGUGAGGAAGGGCUCCGUGGUGUCCUCGCAGCACCCCCGGACAGCCUCAGGGCUCUACUGGGGCUACAGUGUCCGCCUGGCCUCCUGCCUGAGUGCUGUCUUCUCAGAGUGCCCAUUCAAGGAAGGCUACGACCUCUCCAUUGGCACCUCAGAGCGGGGCAGCCCCCUGGACCAGGCUGCUCUUCCCUCCUUCAGGCAUGCCCUUGUUGUCUUUGGAGGGCUGGAGGGUUUGGAAGCUGGGGUUGAUGCCGACUCGAACCUGGAGGUCACUGACCCAAGCCUGCUGUUUGACUUCUACCUGAACACUUGCCCCAGCCAGGGCAGCAGAACCAUCCGGACAGAGGAGGCCCUGCUGAUCUCCCUGUCUGCACUGAGACCACACCUGGAGGAGGCUGUGAGGACACCCAGAGACAGCUGAGGAAUGGGACCUGGCCUUGGGCUGAGGAGUGCUGGCGGAAGUGCUGCUGAAAUCCCCAGUGCUGGGCAAGUCAUCAAGACACAGCAAGGGCUGGCUGCUGUUGGCAUCAGCAGUUCUGCACCCUCCUGCCUGCGGGUCCAGCCACGGACUGGGCACUGCCCCUCAGCAGCUGGGACAUCUGGGGUGGGGAAUAAAGCAGAAUUGAGCCUCA
Molecule: messenger RNA, 1395 nt
Organism: Pogoniulus pusillus (Red-fronted tinkerbird)
Lineage: Eukaryota; Metazoa; Chordata; Aves; Piciformes; Lybiidae
Gene: SPOUT1
Product: SPOUT domain containing methyltransferase 1
Exons: 12
Coding region: 39-1184 (381 amino acids)
Biological process (GO): maintenance of centrosome location; miRNA processing
Cellular component (GO): mitotic spindle; kinetochore; spindle pole centrosome
Molecular function (GO): miRNA binding
Source: RefSeq, a predicted model, not a curated record